AUGCUAAAACAGGCUGUGGUCAAACCAGUGGAGAUGGUAUCAGAGUUCUCCAAACUGCGCACUUCUCAAAAGAGCACUCCACAGAACCCAACAAGGGAACUCAUGGGAGUGGCUGCCACCGGAGCUGUGACUGCUUUGAGUUGCCUGUGGCAGAAAGGAACCGCUCAGAGCAAAGAAAGCGAAAGGAAGGCGAGGCAAAUAGAGGACGUCAUGUGUCUGUGCUGUGAGCUGUCGGCUCAUGAUCAGAUCAAAGUGGGGGUGAAAAGCUCGGCCAAAGCAGCGGUUGUAGCGGGGGGCACCGUAUUUGGACCUGCAGGGAUCCUAGUUGGUGGAGCGGUGGGGACUGCGCUGGGCUGGGUGACCUGCGAAACGUUCAAGCCUCUGCCUCAGAUCCUGAUGAAGCUUUCUCCGCAGCAGAAGCAGGAGCUCUAUACACAGAUCAAAAACGACCUGGGCAGCCUGGACUGGUUGGACGCCGAGGAGCUCAUCCAGCUGGUUAUGGGGAACGCCAGUCUGAAGCAGCUGGUCAUCAACUCCCUAAUCAACUACGUCACCAAGAAGCUCAGUGUUACACUCACAAAUGAGAACUGAGCUUCAUGGAGGAAGAUCACUGAUCUCUAUUUAUACACUGGAUUGCUGAUAUCCCGAAAAGAGGCUUUUUUUUUUAAGUGUUGUAUUUCUCAUUUGAAAAAGUCAUGUGCUGAAACAUCCAUCCAUCCAUUUUCUG
Cyprinodon tularosa is the source of this 727-nucleotide messenger RNA. RefSeq names its product protein C19orf12 homolog. NCBI's taxonomy places the organism in Eukaryota, Metazoa, Chordata, Actinopteri, Cyprinodontiformes, Cyprinodontidae. The record is from RefSeq and is a predicted model, not a curated record.